Lytechinus variegatus (green sea urchin) is the source of this 4546-nucleotide messenger RNA. RefSeq names its product fibropellin-1-like. Gene Ontology annotation, molecular function: calcium ion binding. Lineage: Eukaryota; Metazoa; Echinodermata; Echinoidea; Temnopleuroida; Toxopneustidae. The transcript has 27 exons. The record is from RefSeq and is a predicted model, not a curated record. Bases 772 to 4206 code for a protein of 1144 amino acids.
UCUUUUCCUUCAUAUUCCACAGAGACUGUACUGAUUGUCUGUGAAAACGAGCUAGAAUUAAUUGACUGCGGAAAUAAUGGCCGCGUGAAUAUCACCAGUGCUGUAUUCGGGCGAAGUGAUAGUACAACGUGUCCUCACUCUUCUAUAUCAAACACGGCAUGUGGGGUGGAUGUAUCAGGCGCCAUCGGUACACUGUGCGAUGCUCAAUCUCAGUGCGAAGUUACGGCUUCAUCGAGCCUUGAUGGUGAUCCCUGCUUGAACACCUUUAAGUAUUUGAAUGUAACCUACACGUGUGAAGAGAUACCCGUUUUGAUUGUCUGUGAACAAGAUUCAAGAAAUAUUAGCUGUGGAAAUGGCGGUCGAGUGAAUAUCACCAGUGCUGUAUUCGGGCGAAGUGACAGUACAACGUGUCCUCACUCUUCUAUAUCAAACACGGCAUGUGGGGUGGAUGUAUCAGGCGCCAUCGGUACACUGUGCGAUGCUCAAUCUCAGUGCGAAGUUACGGCUUCAUCGAGCCUUGGUGGUGGUGAUCCCUGCUUGAACACCUUUAAGUAUUUGAAUAUAACGUACACGUGUGAAGACUUCGACGAAUGUACAGCAAAUGAGCAUACAUGUGACGAGAAUGCAUCAUGUGAGAACACCAUUGGAUCUUAUAUCUGUAUCUGUAAUACUAAUUACAGUGGCGAUGGAUUCACCUGUUAUGAAAACUGCUUCGUUGUUUCAAUACCCUUUUCAGACUAUUCAUCAGGGGGUCGAGAAGUCAUCCACGAUAUGAAAUUUAAUGUAACAUGCGAUUUAGGCUACUCUACGGGUGCUUCCCAGUUUACAGAGUUAAACUGUUAUAAUGGUACAGUGUCUCCCGCUUCACUUCCAACAUGUUACGCAAAUUGCAACGUAGAUCCAGUACCAUUUUCAGAUUAUGAAAAUGGCGAUGAGGUUGACCAUGCUACGAACUUUACUGUAACAUGUAACAAUGGAUACUCGACAGGAUUAGCCUCGUACAACAUUACAGAACUAAGUUGUGAUAAUGGUACCAUAUCUUCUGCACUUCCUACAUGUUAUGCAAAUUGCAACGUAGAUCCAGUACCAUUUUCAGAUUAUGAAAAUGGCGAUGAAGUUGACCAUGGUAUGAACUUUACUGUAACAUGUAACAAUGGGUACUCGACAGGAUUAGCCUCGUACAACAUUACAGAACUAAGUUGUGAUAAUGGUACCCUAUCUUCCGCACUUCCUUCGUGCCAAGACAGUUGCAACGUUCAGGCCAUUCCCUUUACAGAUUUAUCCGAGGGUCGGGCAAUCGACCAUGGGACCGCUUUCAAUAUAACAUGCAUUCCUGGCUUCUCUACUGGUGUAUCGACUUUUACAGAACACAUUUGUGAUAAUGGUACCCUCAGUCCAACACUUCCAACAUGUUACAAAAAUUGCAUCUUUGCAGUUCCUUUCUCAGAUUAUGCAGCGAAUGUUUCUGUACACCAUGAAGAAGUUUUCAACGUAACAUGUAGCAGCGGUUACUCUACGGGUGUAUCCUUGUUUACAGAGCUUAGUUGUAAUAACGGAACACUGUCAUCCGCUGUGCUUCCUACCUGUUAUGAAAAUUGCGAGGUAUCCAUACCUUUUUCGGAUCAUGAGGCUAAGGAAGCAGGCCAUGCAACGACUUUCAUCGUAACAUGCAACUCUGGCUACUCCAUGGGAAUGAACACAUCUACAGAGAUGAGUUGUAACGAUGGUAUUCUGUCUCUUGAUCCACUUCCAACAUGUUACGAAAACUGCGACGUUCCUUCAAUACAGUUUUCGGAUUAUUCAUCGGGUGGUGAUGUUGACCACAAUGCGACUUUCAUUGUAACGUGCAACCAAGGAUACUCAACAGGUGUCUCGGUGUUUACAGAGCUCAGUUGCUAUGAUGGUACCCUUUCUUCUGCUCCCCCUACAUGUUAUGAGAAUUGCGAGAUUCCUUCAAUACCCAAUUCUAAUUAUUCAUCGGGUGGUGAUGUUCAGCAUAGUGCGACUAUCACUGUGACAUGCAACCAAGGCUACUCCACUGGUGUUUCUAGAUUUACAGAUCUCACUUGUGAUGAUGGUACCUUUUCUCCUUCACCUCCUACUUGUUAUGAGAAUUGCAUGGUAACAGUACCUUUAUCGGAUUAUUCGGCGAAUGUUCCAGUCGACCACGGUGAAACAUUCAACGUAACCUGUAACCCUGGCUAUUCCUUUGAUUCAGCAUCAUAUCUAGAGCUCAGUUGUGAUAAUAGCAUCUUGUCUCCUGAUCCACUUUCCUCGUGUAACGAUAUUGACGAGUGUGCUCUUGAUUCGAGUCUCUGUACCGAUGGCCGAUGCUUUAAUCUCAUUGGAAAUUACACCUGCAUUUGCAACAGUGGUUUCGUGUUAACAGACCUACAUUCUUGCACUGCUCUGCCCAACGUUAGCAAUGUGGCUACGAGUACAGUGUCAGUGAUUUUAGAAGGGGCAAAGCUGAAUGGUGAAACCUUGGUAUACAGCGCCCAACUAACCAAUAGGUCAUCAGCCUUAUUCAUUGAAUUGGAACUUCAAUACUGUGCUGUGCUAAUCAAUUUUGUCAAGGACACGUUAAGUUUUACUAUGGAUCCCAGUUGCAUUACCACUGCGUUUACCCCAGGUAGUGUGAUUGGUGAUAUGGAACUUGAAGUGCCUGCUGAUAAUCAAGACACUGCAGAUCAGCUGGCUUUGAGUAUUGGGGAAUUGUCCAGCAAUAUUACUCGGGUCUUAACAGCUAACGGGCUAACACUGGAAGGAACCUUCUUAUCCUCAACUGUUCAAUGUGAUCAGUCUAAUUGUCAAAAUGGAGGAACUUGUACUACGACAGGACAGCUUUGUGAUUGUCCAACUGGUUUCUAUGGAGAUCUUUGUCAGAAUAACAUCGAUGAUUGUACUCCUACCUCUUGUGCUAACAAUGGAUUUUGUGUUGAUGGCGAUAAUAGUUUUACUUGUGUAUGCUCCCAUGGAUUCACUGGUGAUACGUGUACAGCAUCUAUAUGUGGCUCGAUAGCAUGCGAGAAUGGUGGAGUUUGUUCCAGCCCUGAUCAAUGCACUUGUGCUGCAGGUUUCAUUGGAAGCACGUGCGAGACUAAUAUCAACGAAUGCUCUCCCGAACCCUGCAGAAAUGGAGGAACUUGUAUCGAUGGUAUCAACUCUUACACGUGUUCCUGUCGUAGAGGAUAUACUGGAACUAUUUGUGAUCUAGAUGUUGAUGAAUGUGGCCAAGAUUCCAGUCUAUGUGCCAACGGAAGAUGCGUGAACACUCUUGUUGGAUUACAUACUUGUGUCUGCAAUAGUGGACAUACAUUGACCAAUUCAGAUUCGUGCACUGCUCUCUCUGACACUCUCUUUACGAGUUCACUCCGGGUUGAGCUUACUGGGCAAACUCUCGAUGGUGUUUUACUAAUUUACACUAACUCUUUGGCAAAUAGAUUAUCAGACGAAUUCAUGGAAUAUGAUACCACUUUCUGUUUCUUGUUUAGUGAGUACGUACGGGCUUCAUUGCAAAGCAGAAGGUAUCAGCUACUUGGUGACAGUUGUGAAGUGAUAGGGUUUCGUCAGGGCAGUAUAAUUGCUGACAUCAGCUUUCAAGUGGCUGCAGCAACUCAAAGGAUAGCUGAUGAUCUUGCACUGGCUGUAGCUGAUCUGUCUACUGACAUCCCUCAACGUUUAUCAACGAAUGGACAAACUCUGUUGGCAAUUUUUACAGCAAAUGUUCAGUGUGAUCAGUCAAAUUGUCGGAAUGGUGGGACCUGUACUAAUGCUGCUCAGCAUUGCGAUUGCCCAUCCGGCUUUAGUGGAGCUUUCUGUCAAAAUGUUUCAAGUUCUCAAGGACUUUCUCUUGCUGCUAUUAUUGGCAUUGUGGCUGGGAUAACUGCUUUUGUUUUCGUCAUCAUAAGCUGUGUCUGCUGCAUAUCUCUUCGUUACAGACAACGGAGUCAAGCAAAACAAAUUAUUAUGGCUGAUGGGUAUAACGACUACCCAGGUUUCUACGGAAAGAGAGCGUUGGAUAGUUAUUCAGAUAACGGUUCCUAUGAUGGGAGACGUCAAGCCAUCGAUCGUAUGCGAGUGAAUGGAGCAUCCGUUCAAUGGAACCCAAGAUUGGCAGAAGAUAGGCGUCAUUUCAGUACUCCUUAUGUAGUGGAUGGAAGAAUCCCGGAAAGACGUGUGGAUAGAAAAGCAAUCGUUUAUUGAUUGAUAUGAUGACUUAUGAUGACCUAUACCUUCGGAAAAGGCACGGAUAGGACAACGGAACAUGGAUUAGUGAUUAAUGUUGCAUACCUAUUUUGGGGAACAAUUGGUUUUAAUUAUCAUUAAGAGGAAUAAUAUAUAUCAUCGAGGGCAAUAGUGGGUAUUAGACGCACAAGAAACAGUUUUGAAAAGCCUGAGGAAUAUCGAUAGUAUGUAGAACCUUGUAGAUAAUCAUAUUAUAACAAACUCUUUAGAAUAUAAUUAAAACAAUAAGCUGUCACUAUAACUGACCAUUAAUACAAGCCAUUAAAAAUCUUCGCAUUACUUCGUUCGGUCUUUGAUA